AUGGCGGCAGUGGGGCCGCGAACCGGUCCCGGCACCGGCGCCGAGGCGCUAGCUCUGGCGGCAGAGCUGCAGGGCGAAGCGACGUGCUCCAUCUGCCUGGAGCUCUUCCGCGAGCCUGUGUCGGUAGAGUGCGGUCACAGCUUCUGCCGCGCCUGCAUCGCGCGCUGCUGGGAGCGCCCGGCCUCCGGGGCCCCCACUGCGUCCCGCGCGGCGGCACCCGGACCGCUGCCCUGCCCUCAGUGCCGCGAGCCCGCCAUUCCCAGCCAGCUGCGGCCCAAUCGGCAGCUGGCCGCGGUGGCCACACUGCUGCGCCGCUUCAGCCUGCCCGCUGCCGUGCCCGGGGAGCGCGGGGCCUCGGAUUCGGCGGCAGCAACGGGCUGCGCGCUGCAUGGCGAGCCGCUCAAGCUCUACUGCCAGGACGAUGGGCGCGCUAUUUGCGUGGUGUGCGACCGCGCCCGGGAACACCGCGCGCACGCUGUAUUGCCGCUGGAUGAGGCGGUGCAAGAGGCCAAGGAGCUCCUGGAAUCUAGGCUGAAAGCCUUGAAGAAGGAACUGAAGGAUUAUGAGAUGUUCCGGUCCAUGGAGGAGAAGGACAGUCGGGAACUCCUGAAGCAGCUGGCAACUGAGAGAGAAAAGGUUGGGGCUGAGUUCCAGGCUCUGAGAGCCUUUCUGGUGGAGCAGGAAGGUCGGCUCCUGGGUCGUCUGGAAGAGCUGUCACGAGAAGUGACACAGAAGCAGAAUGAGAACCUGGCCCAGCUCGGGGGUGAGAUCACCCAGCUGUCCGAGCUCAGCAGUCAGAUGCAGGAGACAGCUUGCAAGCCUGAUCUUGACUUUCUCCAGGAAUUAAAAAGCACACUAAGCAAAUGCUGCAAUGUUCCCGGGCCCAAACCAACUGCAGUCUCCUCUGAGAUGAAGACUAAAGUCUGGAAUGUUUCACUCAAGACCUUUGUCUUGAAGGGGUUGCUCAAGAAGUUCAAAGAGGAUCUUCGGGAUGAACUGGAGAAAGAGGAGAAAGUGGAGCUGACUUUGGACCCUGACACUGCCCACCCCGGCCUCAUCCUCUCUCUGGAUCUUAAGAGUGUGCGCCUUGGACAGAGGGGCCAGGACCUGCCUGAUAACCCCCGUCGCUUUGAUACCAACACUCGGGUGCUGGCAUCCUGCGGCUUCUCCUCUGGCCGUCACCACUGGGAAGUGGAAGUGGGUUCCAAGGAGGGUUGGGCCUUCGGUGUGGCCCGAGAAAGUGUGCGCCGCAAAGGCCUCACACCCUUCACCCCAGAGGAGGGCAUCUGGGCCCUGCAGCUCAACAGCAGGCAGUACUGGGCCGUGACCAGCCCUGAACGGACGCCCCUCAGCUGUGGGCACCUGUCCCGAGUUCGAGUGGCCCUGGACCUGGAGGUGGGGGCUGUGUCCUUCUAUGCUGCAGAGGACAUGCGCCACCUCUACACCUUCCGUGUCAACUUCCAUGAACGCGUGUUCCCCCUUUUCUCUGUGUGCUCCACUGGCACUUAUUUGAGAAUCUGGCCUUAAGGGGCAUUGC
Messenger RNA from Elephantulus edwardii (Cape elephant shrew), 1537 nucleotides. It is a transcript of the gene TRIM7, whose product is annotated as tripartite motif containing 7. Bases 1 to 1527 code for a protein of 508 amino acids. The transcript has 7 exons. NCBI's taxonomy places the organism in Eukaryota, Metazoa, Chordata, Mammalia, Macroscelidea, Macroscelididae. Gene Ontology annotation, molecular function: protein binding; zinc ion binding. The record is from RefSeq and is a predicted model, not a curated record.